GGGUGGGGGAGAUGGGGAUGAGGGAGGAGGUUGUUGAUGUGAACGUGGAGCUUGGGGGACGGACACCACUCCAUUACGCAGCCGACUCGGGCCAGUUUGACACCCUGGCGUUCUUGCUUUCCAAAGGAGCAAAUAUUAAUGCGACAGACAGGCACGGAAUAACGCCACUUCUGUCGGCUAUCUACGAGGGACAUCUGACAUGUGUGAGAUUACUACUAUCUGAGGGCGCUGAUAGAAACGUGAAGGGGCCGGAUGGACUGAGCUGCUUUGAAGCAGCAGGGAGCCCAGAAAUCAAGGAACUUCUCAAAUGAUGAUCAACAUGCUGUGUUGUAAUCACGGCUGCUCUUUCUCUUUUUCUCUCUCUCACUCUCUCUGCUACUCUGACUGCACCUUUAAUCCUGAUUGAAUAGAUGCAUUUGUAGCACAGUUUUAUACAGUUACAGGCAUCUUAACCUAAACUUCUGAGCUGCCCCAAAGGCACAAUUCCACAGGUCCCUGGAGAUUGUCGUCCAAACAAUGCUUGCUGUUGUUCCCCAAAAACCCGUACUUCUCUUGACUUGGCCCACAUUCUAAUCGUGCAGAGCCUUGAGUGAAGCAAAGAUUCACCAACCCCCCUGACUCUGUCAUUGGGUUUUCGGCUAGAGGCAGGGGAGAGGCUGAAUCAUGGCUUACUGAUUCUCCCUUGUACGGGUGUGCGACAGGUCCUAGUGGCCCAAGGUAUUCCCGGUCCCAAGCCUCCUCUCCCAGUGGCACUUCCAAAACUUUUCUUUCUUCCCUCCUCUGCCUGAUUUUGGCAUCAAUUCUGUAAAGCCGUGAAUGUUUUGGGGGGAGGAGAACUCUACAGAGUUCCUAGAAUGAAGGUGAUAAAAGACUAACCAGUUGACUUAAAAAAACUGAAUAAUGAUCACUGCUGCAUAAUUAUUAAAUUGCAAAAUGCAUUUU
This is a messenger RNA of Callorhinchus milii (elephant shark), 942 nucleotides long. It is a transcript of the gene mtpn, whose product is annotated as myotrophin. Gene Ontology annotation, cellular component: cytoplasm; nucleus. Lineage: Eukaryota; Metazoa; Chordata; Chondrichthyes; Chimaeriformes; Callorhinchidae. Gene Ontology annotation, molecular function: protein binding. The record is from RefSeq and is marked provisional. Gene Ontology annotation, biological process: regulation of barbed-end actin filament capping.